Molecule: messenger RNA, 1788 nt
Organism: Colletotrichum higginsianum IMI 349063
Lineage: Eukaryota; Fungi; Ascomycota; Sordariomycetes; Glomerellales; Glomerellaceae
Product: Multicopper oxidase
Exons: 3
Coding region: 1-1788 (595 amino acids)
Molecular function (GO): oxidoreductase activity; copper ion binding
Source: RefSeq, a predicted model, not a curated record
AUGUCAGUAUUACGUUACCUUCUUCCGACCCUGACCUUGGCGCUGGGAGCCAUCGCCGAGUCUCGCAACAUUCAGUUGGACCUCACUUGGGAGACGGCCUCCCCCGAUGGCUUCGCCAGAAAGAUGAUUCUGGUCAACGGCCAGUUCCCCGGACCAAGAAUCGAGCUCACCGAGGGCGACGACGUCACCGUCAAGGUCACCAACAACAUCCCAUAUCCCGCGACCGUCCACUACCACGGUAUUGAGAUGCUGAACACCCCCUGGUCCGAUGGUGUCCCCGGCCUCACCCAGCGACCCAUCCAGCCCGGCGGCAGCUUUGAGUACAAGUGGAAGGCCACCCAGUACGGUGCCUACUGGUACCAUGCACACUACGAGGGCCUCAUCGAGGAUGGUCUCUAUGGCGCCAUCACCAUCCACCCUGCCGCCUCUCACCAGAAGCCCUUUAGCCUGAUCUCCAGCGACGGCGCCGCCGUCCACGCAAUGGAGCAGGCCGAGAAGAAGGUUGUUCCUCUUAUUUUGUCCGACCACCGCCACAUGAUCUCCGAGGAGGUUCACGAUCUUUCUGCGGCCGCCAACAUCCAGUUCUCAUGCUACGACUCUUUUCUGUUCAACGGAAAGGGUAGCGUCCAGUGCCGUACCCCCGAGCAGAUUGACGCGCUCUUGACCCAGGAGCGAAAGGAUGUCUUGGCCAACGUUGCCGGUGCCAGGAUGACCGACAAGGCCUGCAUUCCCGCUGCCAUCGUCGCUCGCGGUCAGGGAGACCUGAGCAAGAUUCCUCCCGGUGUCUUUGAUGGUUGCCAACCUAGCGAUGGCGGCCAGGAGACCUUCAAGGUUGAGAAGAGCAACUGCGACACUGAGAAGUGGGUUGCCUUUGACAUCGUCGGUGCCUACCACCUGCACACCGCCAUGUUCUCCAUCGACAACCACUCCAUGUGGGUUUACGCCAUGGACGGCGCCUACGUCCUUCCCCAGGAGGUCGAGGCCCUGCCCGUCACCAACGGUGACCGCUACUCCGUUCUCGUCAAGUACAAGCAGCAGGGUGACUUCACCAUCCGGUCCGCCUCCCUCAUUGCCACGCAGAUGAUCAGCGGUACCGCCCUCCUCCAGUGGCGCGAGAAGGGCCAGGCUGAGCCCCAGAUUGUUGCUUCUACUCCCUGGGUUCGUGACAACGGCCAGCCCGUCUCCCGCGACGUCCGCGUCUUCCGCCAGGCCCUCGCCAAGCCCUACCCUCCCAUCACCAUCCCCCGCAACGGUGACGCCCUGCACAAGUUCGUGAUGCACGCCUCGGGCGGUUCUUACUACUGGGCGCUGAACGACACCGUUCUCCUGCCUGCGGACUACGAGAACGACACCCCCGUCCUCUUCGGCGUCCAGGCCGCAGAGUCCGACCCCACCAUCCUCUCGACCAAGAACGCCAGCUGGGUUGACAUGGUCUUCCAGGUUGGCAACUCGCCGCAGCCUCCUCACCCCAUCCACAAGCACGGCAACAAGAUGUUCCUGCUCGGCAGCGGCACCGGCGAGUUCACCUGGAACUCGGUCGAGGAGGCCGUCGCCGCCAAUAGCACCGGCUGGAACCUGGUCGACCCCCCUCGCCGCGACGGCUUUGCGACCCCCAACGCUAUCAACAACCCCACGUGGAUGGCCGUGCGGUACCUUGUCGACAACCCGGGCCCUUGGUUGCUCCACUGCCACAUCCAGAGCCAUAUCAUGGGUGGCAUGUCCGUCAUCAUCCAGGACGGCAUCGACGCUUGGCCCGUCACGCCGCAGGAGUACGUCAACUACGCUUAA